Saprolegnia parasitica CBS 223.65 is the source of this 372-nucleotide messenger RNA. RefSeq lists its product as hypothetical. The record is from RefSeq and is a predicted model, not a curated record. Lineage: Eukaryota; Oomycota; Saprolegniomycetes; Saprolegniales; Saprolegniaceae. The transcript is spliced from 3 exons. The coding region runs from base 1 to 372 and encodes 123 amino acids.
AUGCUCACGACGCCAGACUACCGCAUCAACUUUAUACUGGACAAGACGAACAUGUUCAGCUACCACUCGAUGGACGAUUCAACGACAAAGAAGCGUAAGAGCAAAGUCAAGGCGCUUGAGAUCAUAUGGAGCCACUUUCCCGGUCUGUGGCACGCACGCAACACGGUACAUGUCGAUGAUCUGCCUCAUAACUUCAACUUGAACCCGCGCAACGGCAUUCCGAUUGCGCGCUACGACUGCACUGACGAGGCUGCGACGCGGGACGCAGAGCUCUUGCAUCUCGCCACGUACCUGCAGAGCGUGGUCGCGCCUGCCGACGAUGUGACGUCGCUCGAUCUUGCGUCGUGGCGUGACCAUGAAGCAUCCAAAUAA